Lates calcarifer (barramundi perch) is the source of this 2511-nucleotide messenger RNA. It is a transcript of the gene ptcd1, whose product is annotated as pentatricopeptide repeat domain 1. NCBI's taxonomy places the organism in Eukaryota, Metazoa, Chordata, Actinopteri, Centropomidae. Gene Ontology annotation, molecular function: protein binding; tRNA binding. Gene Ontology annotation, cellular component: mitochondrial matrix. Bases 181 to 2322 code for a protein of 713 amino acids. The record is from RefSeq and is a predicted model, not a curated record. The transcript has 8 exons. Gene Ontology annotation, biological process: tRNA 3'-end processing.
CUGGGGACCAAAAUGCUAAAAACGAGGCGCUUAAUUGUUAUCGUUUGUUAUCGAUUAUUCAGGUCUGACGCCGUUUGUCAUUGAGACAAGCAUGGUGAGCAACAUGUCUGAAGCUACGUAGCGACUAGCAAAGGAUGAAGUUUUGUAAACCGUGUAGUUAGCUCUAUAUAAUUGUUAAAUAUGUUAACGUCUGUGGCAAGGUCGUGCGCGCGAAACGGGAGGAGGCUGAACUUGCUCUUCCUUGAGAAAUCACCCAGAGGCCUGAAUCUAACGGGGGUACAACAUUUGUCACAACACCGGUCAGCCAGGCUCCUCACACCGACUCCCUGGCAGCUGCCAACGGGUCUAACGGUCAGGUCCGUGUCCCUGUCAGCCGCUUUGGAGCGGGAUGCGGAGCCUGUGGGCGUCCCGUCAGCCCCAGAGGACAAGGACAACUUCGGCUCCCUUUCCACCGACAUAUCCUCCAGGAGGUCGUUCAAGAAAAGCAGCCCGUACAUCCAGGAUCUGCGAUACCGAGAGAACGACGACGACGCCUUGGAGGGAGCAGAGGAGUCAGACCAGGUGCAGGCUCGCAGGAGGCCCGGGAGGAGAAACACACCGUACUGGUACUUCUUACAGUGCAAGAAGCUGAUCAAAGACAACAAGCUGCAGGAAGCUCUGGAUCUGUUCAGCAGAGACAUGCUGCAGGUGGAGAGGCUGCAGGCGCAGGAGUACAACUACACUGUCCUGAUAGGAGGCUGUGGCCGAGCUGGACAAAUGAAAAAAGCCUUCAAACUCUACAAUGAUAUGAAGAAGCGAGGUCUCGACGCUGUAGAUGCGACGUACACUGCACUGUUCAACGCCUGCGCUGAGUCACCGUCGAAACAGGCCGGUCUCCAGCAAGCGCUGAAGUUGGAGCAAGAGCUCCGUCGCAAAAACUACCCCCUCAGCACCAUCACGUACCACGCUCUUCUCAAGGCGCACGCCGUCACCAACCACCUUCAGGCCUGCAUUCACACACUCAGGGAGAUGCUGCAGAAUGGACAUGUUGUAACUCAGGAGACGUUUCACUACCUGCUGAUGGGCUGCUUAAAGGACAAAGACCUGGGAUUCAGACUGGCUUUACAGGUUUGGCGCCAGAUGCUGAAGUCAGGGAUUCGUCCAGACUCCAAGAACUAUAACCUGCUCUUGAGAACUGCAAGGGAUUGUGGGAUUGGUGAUCCUGCCCUGGCCACUGGUGUUCUGCUUAGUCCUGAGUGGGAGAGCCAGGAAGAGACAGAACAUGCAUCAAAUGUCAAGUCAGAGUCUGGAUGCAAGGAUGUAAUAGACAUUGACCUUCUGGAGAGGCAGUUGUUUAUUGAGCCUGAUUCACACAGAGACAGUGAGGAGUCCCUUAGCAGGCAAGAAUCAACCCACCUGAUACCAGUCAGACAAAAUGAAAGCACCUCGCUGCCUGUUGACUUAGUUAAUGUCACAGCUCCUAAUCUGUUGGACAUUUUUGAAGGGAGGAGGGGCGCUGUGGUCUCCCUCGGAGGUGUGAAUGGGGCAUAUGAUAGGCUUGCCCUGAUCGGAGGAGCUAAAGGUUUUCUGGAGAAGAUGGCAGCUAACAAACUCAGUCCAGACCUCAGAACUCUGACCCUGUUGGCCGAUGUAAUGGAGCCGGGUUACCAGUCUCUGCAGAUGCUGCUGAGAGUCGCCAAGCAGCAUCACGUGAAGCUCGACGUCGCGUUCUUUAACUCUGUGAUUCGCAGAGCGGCCAGAGCUCGUGACCUGGAGGCGGCAAAGGGUGUGUUGAGUGUAAUGCGACAGCGCAACGUAAGCGUCGAUGUGCAGACAUUUGGAAGCCUCGCGUUAGGCUGUGAGCGACAGAAGGAUGGUCUGCAGCUCCUGAAGGACAUGGAGGAGGCAGGACUUAGGCCUAAUGUCCAUGUAUUCUCUGCUUUAAUCGGCCGAGCAGUUCAGAGACUGGAUUACGCCUACCUAAAAACACUCCUCAAAAGUAUGAGCGACAUGGAGGUGUGGCCCAAUGAGGUUAUCAUCAGACAGCUGGAGUUUGCUGCACAGUAUCCUCCCAACUACAACCAGUACAAGACAAGAAACAACUACCUGGUCCAGAUCGAUGGUUUUCGUGGUUACUACCAGCAGUGGCUGAGAGCCAUGCCUGCGCAGGGUGCUGAGGACGAACAGGCAGAAGUGCAAACCGAACGAAAUGCUGCAGCGCUGGAAACAGAAGCUGCAGAUGGACUGUCGCAGGCUCAGAGGAACCAGAGAGCAGCAGUGAGGAGAUAUUACUCUCGUAACAAAGGAAAGACGAGCAGCACUGCUCUGUUACAGAAAUCCUGAAAACAUAUCUGAAGUCUCUCCUUGCUUGUCUGUUUGCAUUCAUCUGUGUAAAACUGAAUGGACUUUGUCAGAGAAGAGGACCCCAUGUACCUUCUAUCAGUUAACUUUGUGCAAUUUCAUUUUACACAACAGAUCAAUGAUGUUGUCAUUUAUGCUGCAAAAUAAAAAUAAAUAACUUCCAAGUUUCAA